Molecule: messenger RNA, 2688 nt
Organism: Tilletiaria anomala UBC 951
Lineage: Eukaryota; Fungi; Basidiomycota; Exobasidiomycetes; Georgefischeriales; Tilletiariaceae
Product: Pkinase-domain-containing protein
Exons: 5
Coding region: 104-2623 (839 amino acids)
Biological process (GO): intracellular signal transduction; protein phosphorylation
Cellular component (GO): cytoplasm
Molecular function (GO): protein serine/threonine kinase activity; ATP binding
Source: RefSeq, a predicted model, not a curated record
AACAAGCGGCGCACACUCCCACUCACGUCGCUUGUUCCGAAAAGACUUCCUGCUGGCGUCCGCACUCUGGCUGUACGCAUACCAGGCUUCCCGCGACUUCGGUAUGGCGGACGUGCAUGUAGGCGACGCAAACGGGCCCGGGAACAGCACGGGUCAUGGCUCCACCCGGCACCCGCGGGCGUUCAGGCCAGAUGGAGAUGGACUUGCUCUCCCGCAUGCAAGCGUAAAUGGCGGCAGUGGUAGUGGCAGUGGCAGGACGAACAGGCCCGGGGAGCGAAGCGGGUCGUCCAAGUCGCACGGUAGUCAUCAUCGGCAGCCGGUACGCAUAGGGCAGUACACGGUGCAGCAGACGCUCGGUACGGGCAGCUUUGGCAAGGUGAAACUGGCGACGCAUUCGCUCACUGGACAUCGAGUGGCGAUGAAGAUCAUCAACCGCAACAAGAUCUCAUCCCUCGACAUGGGCGGGCGUGUGAAACGUGAGAUACAGUACCUCAAGCUCUUACGCCAUCCACAUAUCGUCAAGCUGUACGAGGUCAUCACCACACCCUCGGACAUCAUCAUGGUUAUCGAAUACGCAGGGGGAGAACUGUUCCAGUACAUCGUAGAUCGAGGGAGAAUGCCCGAGAACGAGGCGCGGCGCUUGUUCCAGCAGAUCAUUUGCGCCAUUGAGUACUGCCAUCGGCACAAGAUCGUACAUCGUGACCUGAAGCCCGAAAACCUCCUGCUGGAUGAAUACCUGAACGUCAAGAUCGGGGACUUUGGAUUGUCGAACAUCAUGACGGACGGCGAUUUUCUCAAGACCAGCUGUGGCAGUCCCAACUACGCUGCUCCUGAGGUCAUCUCUGGAAAAUUGUAUGCGGGGCCGGAGAUUGACAUUUGGAGCUGCGGCGUGAUCCUGUACGUGAUGCUCUGUGGGCGCCUGCCGUUCGAUGACGAGUACAUCCCGACGCUGUUCAAGAAGAUCAACAAUGGCAUCUACUCGAUUCCGUCGUACGUCUCGGCAGAGGCGAGGCAACUGCUGCAGAGUAUGCUCGUCGUCGAUCCCGUCAAGCGCAUCACUAUCGCAGAGAUCCGGCAGCUGCCAUGGUUCCAGAUGAAUCUACCCGGCUACUUGCAGCCCCUGCCUCCAACUCCCGCGGCCGAACCGAAAGGCUUUGACUUUGACGUGUCGCAGACGCAAGGCGGCGAAGUGGGCCAGGCGGUCGAUCCGAACAAGCCGCGUCGAAGCCUGCUCACAGCCGACCUGGGCCUUGUAGAGGAGGAGAUCGUUGACGAGUUGGCGGGAAAGAUGAUCGGCUUCUCGCGCGAGGACGUCACGUCGCAGCUUUGCGCGCCGGGCGAGAACCAGGUCAAAGUGGCGUACCAGCUGCUGCGCGAUCACCAGCGCAUGAUACAGAAUUCGCACUUGGAGGAGCAGAAGGAGAUGCAAGGUUUCCUGGCGCAGAGCCCCCCGCCCUGGAACGCAGGCCUGGACGAGGCCAUGUCCCGCUCGACGAGCAUCAAGCGGCGACCGACGGGGACAAGCGGCAGGUCGAGUCAUACGUCGCGGAGCUCGUCAGUUCAAGCGCCGGGUGCAGAGCCUGGUACGUCACUCCAGCAAGGUGCGACGGCGCAAGGCGAGAUGUCGGAAGAAGCGGAGCAGUCUGCUGACGCGGAGGACAACGCAACAGACGUCCUCUCUGGAUCCGACGACGAGCUGCUCACUGAAGACGAGACGAUCUUCACUGACGACGACGAUCUGGACGAGGUGCAGCGGGUGCAGACUGGCAUCGCACUAUUGGAAAGCAGCAUACCCGGCUCAGAGAGCUUUGUAGGCGAUGCCAAGGACUCGGCCGUGCCGCUGCCGACGCCGCAACCAAAGAAGGCACGAUCUAAGUGGCACUUCGGUAUUCGCAGCCGGAGUCCUCCGAUGGAGAUCAUGCUCGAGCUCUACCGGACGCUGCAGGUGCUCGGCAUGGAGUGGCGCUUACGUCCAGAGCUGGAGCAGACAAAACGGAAAGAGGGCAAAGAGGAGCAGCAGGGCCAGCAGAAAGGAGGGCAACGGCAGCAGCAGCACUCCGGCGGGUACGACGACGCGACCAAGGCUCAAGAGCUUUUCUUUCUCGAGACUCGAUGGAAUGUCGGCAAUGUGUUGGUCCGCAUGGAUCUGCAGCUAUAUCGCGUCGACGUCAACAACUACCUCGUCGACUUUCGCAACGUUGGAUACACCGUGCAGGACGAGGCGCGCUCCUCUUCUGCGGCAGCAGCGGCAGCGGUGACAGCUGCAGACGACGGUGAGGGCGAGGGAGUUGGAGAUGAAGACGACGAGGACAAGGACAAGGACCAGGGCCGGGAGAAGGCCAAGGAGAAGGACGGUAACAGCAAGCACGCAGUCAAAGACGCCGAGCAAUAUUCCCUAGGCGACAAGGUGCUCGAGGCGCUCGAGGCCGCAGCCAAGGAAGCCGAAGCUCGCGAGGAAAGCGCGCACAUCUCGGAAGCCGCCAAGCGUGAAAUCAGACGCAAUAUCAACCCGAAACCUAGUCUUGCGCCUGCAGUGCCGACUGGCCGUAAGGAAGUGUGUAGCCCAUUUUUGUUCCUCGAGUGUGCUACGCGGCUCAUCGUCGAACUUGCUGGUGGCGGCUGAUUGAAUCUGCUGUCGGUACUGCUCCCUUACCUGCAUCGCCGCGCUGCAUCGCACGACUACCCUGC